AGGAGGGAGCAGGCGGCCGGCGGCGCGGGGGGAGGGGGCCCGGUCCGGGAGUGCGGGAGGCAGUGGUAGAGGGAGGUGGCGGCAGCAGCUAGUGGACUCGAGUCACAACCGAGUCGAAGCAGACACCUCCGUGGAGCGAGGCAGUAGGAGCACCGAGCACCGGAGGCGGCACCGGGAUCCCCGGCUCAGGGGAGGGGGGCGCCGGACCGGGAGGAGGGGAGGGGGCGAUGCUGGAAGCCAUGGCGGAGCCCAGUCCCGAAGAUCCACCUCCGACCCUUAAGCCAGAGACUCAGCCACCAGAGAAACGACGGAGAACAAUUGAGGAUUUCAACAAAUUCUGCAGUUUUGUUUUGGCCUAUGCUGGUUACAUCCCCCCUAGCAAGGAGGAAAAUGACUGGCCAGCCUCCGGCUCCAGCUCUCCAUUGCGAGGUGAGAGUGCGGCAGACAGCGAUGGCUGGGACUCAGCCCCCUCAGAUCUCAGAACCAUCCAGACCUUUGUUAAGAAAGCAAAGUCAUCCAAGAGAAGGGCAGCUCAAGCAGGUCCCACCCAGCCAGGACCCCCAAGGUCCACUUUCCCUCAUCUGCAGGCCCCUGACAGUGCCACCCUGCUUGAGAAGAUGAAGCUCAAGGACUCUCUCUUUGAUCUAGAUGGGCCCAAAAUGGCAUCUCCACUGUCCCCCACAUCCCUGACACAUGCCUCCCGGCCCCCUGCUGCUCUCACCCCAGUGCCCCUUUCCCAGGGGGACCUCUCCCAGCCUCCUCGAAAGAAGGACCGAAAGAACCGAAAGUUGGGGCCAGGAGGGGGGACAGGCUUUGGGGUGCUUCGGAGGCCUCGGCCAGCCCCUGGGGAUGGGGAAAAGAGGUCUCGAAUCAAGAAGAGCAAGAAGCGGAAGUUGAAAAAGGCAGAGCGGGGGGAUAGACUCCCACCUCCUGGGCCUCCCCGGGCACCCCCCAGCGAUACAGACUCUGAAGAGGAGGAGGAGGAAGAAGAGGAGGAGGAGGAGGAAGAGAUGGCAGCAGUGGUAGGAGGGGAAGCCCCAGCCCCUGUGCUGCCAACACCUCCUGAGGCUCCUAGGCCCCCUGCCACAGUGCACCCUGAAGGAGUCCCUCCCACUGACAGUGAAAGCAAGGACGUGGGCAGCACUGAAACAAGCCAAGAUGGAGAUGCUAGCUCCAGUGAAGGCGAGAUGCGGGUCAUGGAUGAGGACAUCAUGGUAGAAUCAGGUGAUGACUCAUGGGAUCUGAUCACGUGUUACUGCCGAAAGCCCUUUGCAGGCCGGCCCAUGAUUGAGUGCAGCCUGUGUGGAACGUGGAUCCACCUCUCCUGUGCUAAGAUUAAGAAGACCAAUGUCCCUGAUUUCUUUUACUGCCAGAAAUGCAAGGAACUGCGGCCAGAGGCCCGGCGGUUAGCGGGGCCUCCGAAAUCUGGAGAGCCCUGACAUAUGCCAUCUCUAGGCUGGAACUUCGAAUGGCAACAUGACUUGGGAACUGAGCCUCAGGGUCAUCAGCCUGUCCCCUGAGCUGGGAUGUUGUCCCACUUCAAGGCAGAAAUUCCCAAGGGAGGCUGGUUUGGAAAUGAGUGAUGUUCCUAUCCUACCCUUCCUUCCCACAUCUUGUGGACUUGAACUCGGACCUAUUGCAGUUGGGGGUGGGAAGCUGUCUGGGUCCCUAGACACUUAAGCUCUGUCCCUUGGACCUGCUACCGCUCACUUCCUGGGCCAGGGUUGGAAUUGGGAUGGAGUGGGACGGUUGUCUAUAAAACUCUAGUGUAAAUAUAGCACUCCCCUCCCUCAUCUUUUCUUUUAUCUCACUCCCCAUUUAUUGUACACCGGUUGUAUUUUUAAUUUUGGACUUCACCUUUUGAGUAUGGCAGCUCAGAGGUGGAGUACCAACCAGAGCUUGGCCGAGGGAGGAAGGAAAACAGAAAGGUGACGAUGCUCUCACUCACCUCUUUUGUUUUUAAUAAUAUUGGCCAGCUGUUUGUACAGACAGCCUUCGUGUUGUAAAUAAAGCAGAGUGGGCUCUUUUGUGUUUAUA
Molecule: messenger RNA, 2037 nt
Organism: Lipotes vexillifer (Yangtze River dolphin)
Lineage: Eukaryota; Metazoa; Chordata; Mammalia; Artiodactyla; Lipotidae
Gene: PHF23
Product: PHD finger protein 23
Exons: 5
Coding region: 228-1439 (403 amino acids)
Biological process (GO): negative regulation of autophagosome assembly; positive regulation of protein ubiquitination; negative regulation of autophagosome maturation
Cellular component (GO): nucleus
Source: RefSeq, a predicted model, not a curated record